Pantherophis guttatus is the source of this 2159-nucleotide messenger RNA. RefSeq names its product zinc finger matrin-type 5 (gene ZMAT5). The record is from RefSeq and is a predicted model, not a curated record. Lineage: Eukaryota; Metazoa; Chordata; Lepidosauria; Squamata; Colubridae. Gene Ontology annotation, cellular component: U12-type spliceosomal complex. Gene Ontology annotation, molecular function: zinc ion binding.
GUUUAAGGGAAACUGAACUACGUUUCCCAAGAUGCCCCGCCGUUCGUUAAAGCUUGAAUGGCCGACCGCGGAGGCCUCUGGGAUUUGAAUGCUGAAACAGGCGGAGGGAGAAAUCCUGGACCGCAGAGCGAGGAGGCUAACCUACGCAGAAAUGCUCAGUGAAAGCAAAACAGGGCUUCCUUUCAGAGGAAUUAGAUGUUAAAAUGCCAUCCUGACGACGAGCUGCGACUUCUGGUUUUUGCCUGCAGGAAGUUCCAGAUUCAAUUUUCAGCCCUGCAGGUGGUUAGGAAAAAACUCUUCCCGACAAACCGCAGGCGUCGCAGUCAAGAGCAGCGUUCCUACAUGUCAAAAUCCCGAACUUGCCACUUACGACGAAGCCCAAGCAAAUUGGGACACGAUCGCACUUCGUGUUACCUAGUGAUUUCCGAGCCAAAGGCAGCCAAAGCUGAUUGUGUGUAUUUGUGUGGACUUUUAAAAAACAACAACAUUUCUUAUCAGAAUUUUAAGGGACACGGUGGCUCAGUGGCUAAGACGCUGAGCUUGUCGAUCAGAAAGGUCGGCAGUUCAGUGGUUCGAAUCCCUUGUGCCGCGUAACGGGGUGAGCUCCCGUGACUUGUCCCAGCUUCUGCCAACCUAGCAGUUCGAAAGCAGCAGAUUCAGAAUGGGGAAGAGGUACUUUUGCGAUUACUGCGACCGGACUUUCCAGGACAAUCUUCACAACAGGAAAAAACACUUGAACGGGGUGCAACAUUUAAGAGCCAAGAAAGUCUGGUACGAUCUCUUUCGAGAUGCUGCAACCAUCUUACAGGAGGAACAGACAAAGAAACCCUGUCGGAAAUUUUUGCAAACAGGCCACUGCGAUUUUGGCUCCAACUGUAGAUUUUCUCACAUGACGGGGGUGGAUCUCGAGAAGCUGAACCUGCAGGUACAAGAGGAGAGGAGAGCGAAAGAGCAGCAGCAGGAUGGCACGGUGCUCCCGAUGGGCACCAUCGAAGAAUGGUUGGAGAAACACGCCAAGCGGCUACGGGCAGCUCAGAGAGACAGUCCUCUUUCUGAAGAAGAAUUGGUUUUCCAAUAUCCACCAGGUUGGCCGCCGGUCCAGGAACUACCACCCUCCCUGAGAGCGCCCCCUCCUGGCGGAUGGAUGAUCCCCCCGGGUCUCCAUUGGGGCUGAGAGUGGCGGGAGAUGAAACGAUUCAGGCUGCAGAUUCUCGGCGUGCAAAACAAGAGAAUUUAGCUGAAGACGUUUCCAGAAAUUCCUGCACCGCCGGCUGAUUUAGAAUUUGCAGGAAGGAUACCGAGACCGAAGCGCGUUCAAGGACCGAACAAACCAAAUAAAUUUAUUUAAAUGGUCUCCGUUAAUUACUCCCAGCGCCAGCGGGCUUCCCUCGAUCUGCGGUGCUGAGCCCGGCGUAGCAAGGACAGUCUCCGAAAUUCAAAUUACUAUAUUUUUUCAGACUAUAAGACGCACCCAGAUUUAGAAGAGGAAAACAACGACAAAAAGUGUUUGGCCUCCACGCAUCCCAUUUUCGGGCCUUUUUUUGGGCCCGUUUUUGAGGCUUUUUUCGGUCCGUUUCUGAGGCAUUUUUCGCCCUGUUUUUUCCCCAAAAAAUGGGCCAAAAAAAGCCUCAAAAACGGGGCCAAAAAAAGAGCGGAGCUUCAGCAAUAUUCGGUCUAUAAGACGCACCGACAUUUUCACCCCGUUUUGGGAGACAAAAAAGUACAUCUUACAGUCCCAAAAAUACGGUAUAAAGAAGUUGCUUUUGAUGGUUUUACUGCGCUGCAAUUUCUCUGUUCCAUGACCCCCAUCCGCAGGAGUUGCUCAAUUUAAGCAUCAGCAAAGGAAAGCUACAUAUUAAUGAGGAUUAAUUCUCUUAACAGGCACUGGGGCACCUGCUAAGGACCAAAGAAUACAUAGAGUAAAUUCUUGUUAUUGCUAGGUAUGGGCUAUAAAAUCACCGCGAGCCGCGAAUCGACAAAUACUGAACUGUCACUUCUAGGAAAAUAUACGGCUUGCUUUCUACGAAUCUCCACUCACAAUAUUUUCCGUCAAAAAUGACCAACCCGCAACCUUAUUUUAAUUGUGUUUCUGUUUAAAGAGAUUCCAUUUAACGUACAUAUUUCUUGUUAAUAAAGUCCUGAGGAAAAAAAAGUUUAAA